Cydia amplana is the source of this 1235-nucleotide messenger RNA. It is a transcript of the gene Parp16, whose product is annotated as protein mono-ADP-ribosyltransferase PARP16. The transcript is spliced from 7 exons. NCBI's taxonomy places the organism in Eukaryota, Metazoa, Arthropoda, Insecta, Lepidoptera, Tortricidae. The coding region runs from base 85 to 1230 and encodes 381 amino acids. Gene Ontology annotation, cellular component: membrane; endoplasmic reticulum tubular network; nuclear envelope. The record is from RefSeq and is a predicted model, not a curated record. Gene Ontology annotation, molecular function: protein serine/threonine kinase activator activity; NAD+ poly-ADP-ribosyltransferase activity; kinase binding. Gene Ontology annotation, biological process: endoplasmic reticulum unfolded protein response.
UGAAUUUUACAUUAUUAAAAUUAUGAUUUUACAUGUGAUGAAAACAAACAUGCACUAAUGUAUUUGUAUUACGAAUAGAAUAAAAUGGAAAAACAGCUAGACGUGUUAUCUGAUACUGGCACUAUUUACAAUAUCGUGUCCACAUCUGAAGCUAUACCAGAUAACAGUCAGCCAAAACUCACUCUUGCGAAAAAAGCUGCUCACCUAAGAUGUAUACUUGAAAAGGAUUUCAAAGCCUGUGACAUAAAAUGGAGUUUGUUCGUCGCAGCGGCGUUUAGUUUCAGAUACGAAAGCAGCCUAAGGCCAUUCCCUCCAGCUUUCUUAAAAAAUGGGGUGAAGGACAUGGACGAAUUGUUGAGUGUUGUUAGUGACGUCCCAGCAUUGGAUCUCGUAAUUGAACAACUGAUAAACCUAGAGGACUUGAGUAAAGUCAGUGAUAUAAUACACCUACUGUUUUAUGUUCUUGUGCGGCUAAAGGAGCCCGCACUUAAAACCAUGCAACCAGAUUCGUAUGAACCGAUUUUAAAUUACGUUGACUCCAUUGAGCCUGCACCGAGACCUCAGUACAUUUUUCAAGUGUUAAGUGCUGCCAAAUCCAACGCGGAGCAGAAAUGGAAGGAAUUGGCGAAGAACCAUAACGUUUUCUACGCAUAUCAUGGAAGUCACUUGGAAAACUUUUACUCGUUGCUUAGUUUUAGUCUGCAUCAGCAUUUGAAAAAGCAAAGUACAAUGGUCGGAAACGGCCUGUACCUAACCAGCGAGCUGAGCGCCAGCCUGCCGUACAGCCGCGGCGGGUUCGGCUGGGGAGCCAGCUGUAUCGGCGGGCAUAUCUCCUGCGUCGCGCUUUGCGAGGUCAUCGACGCACCGGAGGGCAUCAACUACCAGAAACCGAGCUCUAAUGAAGGUUAUUCCGGAGACACUGGUAGAGCUGGAUACGACAGACACACUGCCGACCACAGAGCUGCCGCUCACUACAUCGUUACCAACAGCGACCUGAUACGCGUGCGCUACAUCUUGGUGUAUGCCAAGCAACCGAAUUUAAUGAGAUUUGCAACCACGAGCGGUAACAUGCAUAAUGAGCGCGGAUUAUGCCAAUGGGUUUCAAGACAUAAACUGUUUUCAAUACUUCUUGGAUACGGAUUGAUGCUGGCGACCAUCGGAUUUGCAAAUAACCAACCAAUGCAGCACUAUUACGAAUCAUUACUGAACAAAUUUGAUUUUAAACCUUGAUUUCA